GGCUAGGAGGCAGUGCGCCAAGGCAGAUCCUGCGGAAGGGUCCCUGGCCAACCAGUCUGAGGGCGUGAGAAGGUCCGGAGACGAUCUCGAAGGGAACCCGGGCGCCGCGGGGGAAGAGAAACCCCGCUACACCUGGCGGGGAACUCGAUGAAGAUGGCGGGGCCGGAGCUGCUGCUCGACUCCAACAUCCGCCUCUGGGUGGUACUUCCCAUCGUUAUUAUCACCUUCUUCGUGGGCAUGAUCCGCCACUACGUCUCCAUCCUGCUGCAGAGCGACAAGAAGCUCACCCAGGAACAAGUCUCCGACAGUCAAGUCCUAAUUCGAAGCAGAGUCCUCAGGGAAAAUGGAAAAUACAUUCCCAAACAGUCUUUCUUGACACGAAAAUAUUACUUCAACAAUCCGGAGGAUGGAUUUUUCAAAAAAACAAAAAGGAAGGUAGUGCCUCCUUCUCCUAUGACUGAUCCCACUAUGCUCACAGACAUGAUGAAAGGCAAUGUAACAAAUGUUCUCCCUAUGAUUCUUAUUGGUGGAUGGAUCAACAUGACAUUUUCAGGCUUUGUCACAACCAAGGUCCCAUUUCCACUGACUCUCCGUUUUAAGCCUAUGCUACAGCAAGGAAUCGAACUACUUACAUUAGAUGCAUCCUGGGUGAGUUCUGCAUCCUGGUACUUCCUCAAUGUCUUUGGGCUUCGGAGCAUUUACUCUCUGAUUCUGGGCCAAGAUAAUGCUGCUGACCAGUCACGGAUGAUGCAGGAGCAGAUGACUGGAGCAGCCAUGGCCAUGCCCGCGGACACCAACAAAGCUUUCAAGACUGAGUGGGAAGCUUUGGAGCUGACAGAUCACCAGUGGGCGCUAGAUGACGUUGAAGAGGAGCUCAUGGCCAAAGACCUGCACUUCGAAGGCAUGUUUAAAAAGGAAUUACAGACAUCUAUUUUUUGAAGACCAAGCAGGGAUUAGCUGUGUCAGGAACACAGAGAAGCACUUACCCUUGUAACUUUCAUUUGAGCAGGAGCCUCUCGGAAUAAACAGAGGAUGCGUCAGCUGG
This is a messenger RNA of Hipposideros armiger (great roundleaf bat), 1045 nucleotides long. RefSeq names its product ER membrane protein complex subunit 3 (gene EMC3). The transcript is spliced from 8 exons. Gene Ontology annotation, biological process: protein folding in endoplasmic reticulum. Gene Ontology annotation, cellular component: EMC complex; membrane. The record is from RefSeq and is a predicted model, not a curated record. Bases 148 to 939 code for a protein of 263 amino acids. NCBI's taxonomy places the organism in Eukaryota, Metazoa, Chordata, Mammalia, Chiroptera, Hipposideridae.